Molecule: messenger RNA, 11973 nt
Organism: Antechinus flavipes (yellow-footed antechinus)
Lineage: Eukaryota; Metazoa; Chordata; Mammalia; Dasyuromorphia; Dasyuridae
Gene: LINGO3
Product: leucine rich repeat and Ig domain containing 3
Cellular component (GO): plasma membrane
Molecular function (GO): protein binding
Source: RefSeq, a predicted model, not a curated record
GUCUGUCUCUCUUCCUCCCCCCAACUGGCCAUGACCUUCCCUUCCACUGCCUGAAAAUUUCCUUUUUCAAACAGGGUCAUGAAUAAGACAUGGGAAGGUUGCGCAGAGCCAAGCUGCAGGUGCUGAGCCUCCUGGCCAGAGCAAGCAUCCUCCCUCAGAGUGAAGUGGACCGGAUUUGCUGCCUCUUCUGUCAUUUCUCUGGCAGGAAUCCUGAUCCUGACUUUGAAGUCCUAGAGUCCAGCCCUCUUUGUGACCUUGGGUGCCCGUGAGAAUGGUGGCAAGGCCCUAGACCAUGUUCCACACCAUGACAUGUUGGCUCCAGCUCCUGAGCCUUCAUCUGGUGCUCCUGAACGGGGCCCCGGGGGCCGGCUGCCCGGCCCGAUGCGAGUGCGUGCCGCAGCUCCGGUCUGUGGUGUGCCACCGCCGGCGCCUCACGGCCAUCCCCGAGGGCAUCCCCACCGAGACCCGAAUCUUGGAGCUGAGCCGCAACCGGAUCCGCUGCCUCAACCCCGGCGACCUGGCGUCCUACCCGCUCCUGGAGGAGCUGGACCUGAGCGAGAACAUCAUCGCCCACGUGGAGCCGGGGGCCUUCGGGAACCUGCUGCACCUGCAGACCCUGCGCCUGCGCGGCAACCAGCUGAAGCUGAUCCCCCCGGGGGUCUUUACCAAGCUGGGCAACCUCACCCUGCUGGACCUGAGCGAGAACAAGCUGGUCAUCCUGCUGGACCACAUGUUCCAGGACCUCAGGAACCUGAAGCGGCUGGAGGUGGGCGACAAUGACCUGGUCUUCAUCUCGCAGCGGGCCUUCUCCGGGCUGCUGGCCCUGGAGGAGCUCACGCUGGAGCGCUGCAACCUCACCACGCUCUCGGGGGAGUCCCUGGCGCACCUCCAGAGCCUGGGAGCGCUGCGGCUGCGCUACCUGGGCAUCCCGGCCCUGGAGGAGCACAACUUCCGGCGCCCCGGCCUGCUGCACCUGGAGAUCGACAACUGGCCCCUGCUGGAGGAGGUCACAGCCAGCAGCCUUCAAGGCCUCAACCUGAGCUCGCUGUCCGUCACCUACACCAACAUCAGCGCGGUGCCCGCCGCGGCCCUGCGUCACUUGGCCUACCUCACGUCCCUCAACCUCUCCUUCAACCCCAUCAGCACGGUGCCGCGCGGCUCCUUCCGGGACCUGGUGCGGCUGCGCGAGCUUCACCUGGCCGGCGCCCUGCUGGCCGUGGUGGAGCCGCAGGCCUUCCUGGGCCUGCGGCAGAUCCGCCUGCUGAACCUGUCCAACAACCUGCUGGCCACGCUGGAGGAGAGCACCUUCCACUCCGUCAACACCCUGGAGACGCUGCGCGUGGACGGCAACCCCCUGGCCUGCGACUGCCGCCUCCUCUGGAUCGUGCAGCGGAGAAAGACGCUCAACUUUGACGGGCGGCUGCCCUCGUGCGCCACGCCCGCCGAGGUGCGGGGCGACGCGCUCCGGGAGCUGCCCGACUCCGCCCUCUUCGAGUACUUCGUCUGCCGCAAGCCCAAGAUCCGCGAGAGGCGGCUGCAGCACGUCACGGCCACGGAGGGCCAGGCCGUGAGCUUCUUCUGCCGCGCCGAAGGGGAGCCGGAGCCCGGCAUCACCUGGCUGACGCCCCAGCACCAGGUGGUGACGGCGGCCAGCGGCGGCAGGGCCCGGGUGCUGGUGGGCGGCACGCUGGAGAUCCGGGAGGUCCAGGGCCAGGACAGCGGGACCUACGUCUGCGUGGCCAGCAACGCCGGCGGCAACGACACGUACUUUGCCACGCUGAUGGUGAAUCCGGGGGCCAACCGGACCCUGGGGCCCGCCGAGGGGGGGGACCUGGCGGCUCGCAAUGACACGCAGCCCCCCCGCUUCCCCCUGGACCUCACCACCAUCCUGGUGUCCACGGCCAUGGGGUGCAUCACCUUUCUGGGGGUCGUGCUCUUCUGUUUCCUCCUGCUCUUCGUGUGGAGCCGGGGCCGGGGCCAGCACAAGAGCAAUUUCUCCGUCGAGUACUCCUUCCGUAAGGUGGACGGGCCGGCGGCUGCGGCUGGCCAAGGGGGUGCCCGCAAGUUCAACAUGAAGAUGAUCUGACUCCUUCCAGCCGCCUGGGAUGACCUCUUCCCAUCAGCCCCUCGCUGCCUCCCUCCCGGCCGGGAGGUCCUAGUGUUCCCGCCUUUCGCCUGCUCCGCGGGGUGAAGGGGGCGGUGAGCCAGCCCUCCCUUUGGCUACCUGACUUCGGCAAGAGCCUCAGUUUGCUUCUCUGGGAGGGGGGGAGGGGAGAGCAAGUAGGCCCUUGCUCUCUGGGGCCCCUUCGGACUCUCAACUCGCUGAUCUUAUGAUCCUUCUCCCUGUUAGCGAGUAGAUCUCCAAGGGGGAAGGGGAAGUUGUCCCCCCAGAGGCCCCUCGGCUAGGGUGAUUCGAUGUAGGGAAGGGGCUCGUAGUUAACUUACCCCAGUGUCUUGAAGGGGGAGUUUCCAUGCCUGAGAAACUCCAGAUCAUGCAGUGAGGAGAACCAGACCUCAGCACCUAAUCUCCCCUCUACCCACCUCCUCCAGGGUCUGGGUGAGUGUCUCCCCACCCUACCUUAACCUGAGUUUUAAAAAAAAUAAUCAACUAUGCAUUUCUCAAAGGGUGGGGAACAAGAGGGGAGGCACAGCCGGGGCUUGGUGGAGGGGGGCUUAUUUCCUUCUCAAAAACAGAAACAACGCCUUUGGGCAGAAAUGCUUUUUUCCCCAAGGAUGCAUUUCUAAAGGCUUUUCAGCCAAGGUCUUCUGACCGCUGACAGGGCUGCAACUCUGGGUAAAACAGGGGAGGAUCCCUUCUCCUUCCCUGUCCUCCUCAGGCCCUGUGCAGACCUUAGGUCUCCCAGAGAAGGGGCUGGAAGGGGUGAGACAUCCUAUGGCAGCUCUCAGCGACUUGGGGGGCACACAGGUGAGACAUCGGUAACACUCACCGCUAACCCUGGGGGCUCCUACCUGAAACCGUACCCGUAGCCCGCGUGAGGGGGACCAUGCAGUUUCCUCCUAGAUCAUACCCAGAGCACAUGCACAGCUCAAACUCAGAGGCCCAGUGACCAUAGAGCUGACACCCAGAGCCUCCACCCGGGGGCAACUCUCAGUGCCCCCACUACUGCCCAAGGUCAGCGACAGGGAUGAGACGACCUUUGCCCCAGCAUCUCCCACUCCAUUUUCAUGGCUCGUAUUCUCUCAUGUGGCAGAGCUGGAUAUGGUGAAAACCAAACCGGAAGGAGCAUGGGCUCAGUUGCCACACUACCAAAAUGCUUGGCGAAUACGACUGGGGAAGUGGUGUGUUUGCCUAGUGGUUAGAGCUCCUGAGAGUGAGAUCAGAAUCACUGUCUCCUUGCUGUGUUGUGUCUCCCCCCCAGCCUCAGGCCUGGACCCUCGACUGGGCCCAUCCCAGAAAGCUGGCCUAUAAACCCAGGCCACUCGGCACAGAGGAAUGGGGAGAGGGUGGCUGUUGGGGAGCACCUCCCCCUUGCUAGGGACGCAUUCACGGGAUGUUUCAGGAGUAGACUGGGCAGCUUCUCAGAGAUUAUGUGAGUGGGGCCUGGAACUAUAGGGAGCACUAGGCAAAGAUGGCCUGAGCUCAAGGGAAACUGCCAGCUUGGCCCUGGAGCCUGGAGGGGAACCCAGCAGGAGAGAAACAACUUGCUUCAGAGUAGACAGGGAGAGAGCAGGAAGAAGCCUCGAAGGCCAUCACAUAGGCAGGCAAGGUGGUACAAUGGAAAGAGCCAUGGGCUCUUUUUGGGCCGGGGGCUCGUGGGAUUGUCCACCCUGAAUGGAUGGCAACGAAGCUGCUUUUCAGAGUUUCUUCCAGCUGCAUGGGGAAAAGGGGAGAGGGGGGCUUGUUUUUAUAAAACAUCCAGUCCAGCCCCUCAUUUUUCAGAGGAAAUUGAGUCAGAAAUGUUAAUGAGCUGGGGUUGGGGAGGAAGGGGCAAGGGAGGGGGAAAGAGGGGUGGGAUUCUGGCCACAGCCUUUGUUCAUCCUCAGUAGUCAGGGCUGAGAGAGAGGUGGUUCAAAGGCCUGCUCAUCAUCUCUCUUUUCUCCUGCUGCUGCCGGCUGUUUCAGGAGAACUGGGCUAUGGCCUCAGUUUCCCCUCUGCACAGUGGAGCUGGAGGCAGAAGAUUUAGACAAACCUGAUUUGUUUCUUGACUUGACUUGCUUUAUUUCUCCCUACGCCACCAUGGCUUUUCCUAUCAGAAAACCGGAGUCCUCUUUUUAUUAGGCAACCACAGGAAGUUUGCUCAUUGGAAGGGGACACCUUUUUUUUUUUUAACCAAUAAAAAGUAGAGAUUAUAGUUACCUUUCUGUUCUCCAGAAUCAUAGUAACUACGAAAUGUCAGAGCAGGAAGAAGCCUCGAAGGCUGUCACAUAGGCAGGCACAGUGGUACGAUGAAAAAAGACUCAGAAGUCAGAGGAUCUGAGUUCAAAUUCUGCUUCUGAUGCUGACUGUAAGCUUGAGGAAGUUGUGUAAUUCCCCUGGGCCUCAGUUUCCACACCUGUAAAAUGAAGAGUUUGGACUGAUUUCUGGGGACUCUUUCAACUUUUAAUGCUUAUGAUACAAAUCUCUUAUUUUAUCUCGGGUGAUUGAGACCCAGAUAAGUGAAGUGAACCUCUGAUUCAGAGGUCAUAGGAAGGGAAGGAUGCUGGUUAGUUCAGAAACCUAAUAGGAGGGGCUCACUGCCUGCUAGGAUUCCAGCCCCCCAGGGAUCCACAGGCAAUCCCAAGUGCUGCUACUCACCCCCCACAGUGGCCCAAUAUUCCAAGCUGGGAGUUCCUGUACAAAAGCUUGUGAGGAAUUAAAGAGGUCCAGCAAUGGGAGAGAAGAAGGGCAGAGAGAAAUCCUGAGCUAGCAUCAGGGAUUCAGAUAAAAAAGUAGAAAUCAGAAUUUAGCUCUACCAUCAACCUGCCUGCACAAUCUGGGUCUCACUUUCUGCUCUUUCGGGAGGGGGUUGGACUAAGGCUCAGGCCCUCCUAGAACUGAUUUUGGGCUCUGUGCUCUUAAGCCCUGCCUGUGAUAACUUUCCCUAUUUAAAAGAGUGGUUCAUGAUUUCCUCCAUCCUGAUCUCAGAACUGGUUCAUAUCACACUCAGCUUCCUCCUAACACCAUUUUUUGUCUUUGGGUAAAGGAAAACUGAGACAUGAUUCUUCCUUUUAAAGGUAUACCAGUUCUGUCCCAGGGGAUCCACAAAUGAAUGUUGAUGGAGCAGGGGCCAGUCAAAGCUGCUAACAAAGACUGGUGUGAUCCUCCCAACUCUGGGGAGAGCAAGGGAGCAGAGCAGAGGGUCUGGACACUAGGGCUGCUAGGCUGAAACCCCAGCAGCGAUGGGCAGGGAGGGUGAAUUAGGACAAGUCAUCCGCUCUGGAUCUAAUUCUUGUUUUCUGGAAAAGAGGAGAGUCCAACCUUCCUUCUUUCUGCCCUUUGCAGACAACAUAGAUGAAGAGUUCUUUUUUAUGAGACAAGAAGUCUUGGAUCCCCUGGGGCAGAGAGACUGGCCCCAGAACAGUGGACUUAUUUCCUAUCGCCAUCCGAUUUUUCUCUCUUCCAGAAGAGGACAUAAGUAAAUCCCUUUUUGGCCCCCUCCUCUAUAAAAUACCUUGUCUCCACACGAUUUUCUGUAUAAAAGCAUGUGUGAUCUCUCUAAGCCCUCACUGGCUUCUGCCUCCUUCUUGGGAUAUGUGGUUAUGGGGGGAAGUGACAAGGGAAAAACUCAACUGAGACAUUCCUUCAUUGUAUGACUGUACAAGGGGUUCAGAGACAUCUCACACAGCACAAAAAGGGCUAUCCCAGUCUCUGUUCCUGCAGACAAUAAGGAUUUGACCCCUGAAAACCUAGGGAAGGAAGCCCUCAGAGUCUUGCUAAUGAGUUUUCUCCCCUUCUCCCCUCACCCAACUCUGUGAACAGGUCAUUCUUAAUUUUCUUUCACUUAACGGUAUUUUAUUUUUCCAAUUAUAUGUAAAGAUAGUUUUCAACAUUUAUUUUUGUAAGAUUUUGAGUUCCAACUUUUUCUUCCUUCCUUUCUUCCUUCCCUUCCUCCUGCUAAGACAGAAAGCAAUCUGAUAUAGGUUAUACAUGUACAAUCAUGUUAAACAUAUUUCCACUUUAGUCAUGUUGUGAAAGAAAGAUCAGAACAAAAGGGAAAAAACACAAGAAAGAAAAAACAAAAAACAAUAAAAGUGAAACUAGUAUGCUUUGAUCUGCAUUCAGACUCCAUAGUUCUUUCUCUGGAUGUGGAUAGCAUUUUCCAUCACAAGUUGUUUGGAAUUGUCUUGGAUCAUCGCAUUGCUGAGAAGAGCGAAGUAUCCUAGUUGAUCAUCACACAAUGUUGCCAUUACUGUGUACAAGGUUCUCCUGGUUCUGCUCACUUCACUCAGCAUCAGUUCAUGUAAGUCAUGGUUUUUCUGAAUUCUGUCUGCUCAUCAUUUCCUAAAGUAGAGUUAGAUUCAUAUAACGCAAUUUGAUCAGCUAUUCUCCAGUUGAUGGGCAUCCUUUCAAUUUCCAAUUCUUUUAUACCGCAAAAAGAGCUGGUAUAAAUAUUUGCAUAUAUAUAGGUCCUUUCCCCUUUUUAAUGAUCUCUUUAGGAUACAGAUGUAGAAGUGAUUGCUGAAUCAAAGGGGAUACACAGUCUUAAAUCCUUUUAACAUAGUUCCAAAGUGCUCUACAAAAUGGUUGGAUCAGUUCACAAUUCCACCAACGAUGCAUUACUAUUCCAAUCUUCUCAUUCAUCAUUUUCCUUUUUUUGAAUGGAUCCUUCUUGAGCAGUGAAGCUUAUAAGUUCAGUGAGUAGAAAGGUUCAUAAGUAGGAAAGGCCAGGGUGGGGAAAGAAACAGGACCAUUGUUGCUAUAAUAAAUGGAACGUUCCCCUUUCAACAGGAGGACUGAGCAGUCAAAUUUGGGUUUAGGAAGUGGGAGGUGGUGGAAUGGAUUUAGUCAGACCAUACGUGGAAUCCUGGGCCCCACAUUUUGGGAAGGAUGUUGACAAACCAGUGUACAUCCAGAGGAAGGCAACCAUAUAUGGAAGAGGGUUGGUUGAGGGAACUGAAUAUUUAACAAGGAGAAAAAAAAAGACAUUGGGAGCACAUGAAAGCUCUCUUCAUUGUCAUAUGGAAGAAGCACGAGACUUGUUCUAUUUAGCUUCAAAAAACAGAACUAAGCAGGGGGUGGAAACUACAAAAAAGCUGAUGCAAUCUGACAAAGAAAUCCCAACAUUAAGAAUGGUCCAAAAACUAUAAGGUAUUGCAUUCUUUAUCAAUGGAGGUGUUCAAACAGAGCCUUGGAGGAUCACUUCUCAGGGAUAUUGUACACAGGAGGUUCACAAUUAGUCUAUUAGAGUUUAUUAAGGGACAGCUAUGUGCCAUAUGUACCAUAUGCUGUGUUAAACUUUGGGGAUAGGAAGAAAGGAAAAAUCAGUCUUUAUUCUCAAGAUGCUCACAGUUUCAUUGGAGGGAGGGAGGAAGAGGCUGGAAGAGACAGCAAAAUUCAAACAACUAUUUGCAAGCAAAAAAAUAUGAUAAAUUGGAAGUGGUUUUAGGGGAAUGAAAAUUACUGGCUUUAGGGAGGAUUGGGAAGGGCUUCUUGCAGGAGGUGAGGAAGGAGAACUUUUCGGGUAUGGAAAUGCCCAAUCAUGAAAUGGAGAAUCCUUCGGAGGAAGAGCAAGGACAAUGUCUCCCAAAAUACCUAAAGAAGAUGAGUAAGAUAAAUGAAGACUGGAAAAAUAGAAAGGGCAAGGUUAUGCAAGGCUUUAAAAUUAAAUGAGAUUUUGUAUUUUAUCCUGGAGGCAUUCAAGAACUAUUGAGGUGGAUGAAAUGGGAGAGGGGAAUUGACAUGGUUACACCUGUGCUUUAGGAAGAUAUUUGGACAGUUGAGUGGAGCAGGAAGAAACAAGUUAGGAGAUCCAUGAGCAGACUAUGAUAAUAGUCCAGACAUGAGAUGGCCAUGUCAGAGAAGAGAAAGGAGCGUAUAGGAGAGAUACUUCAAAGGUAGAAAAGUCAGAACCUGACAAUCAGUUGGAUAUUGGGAGGAUUGAGGAGUACAGGAUGAUAUAUUUAGAUUGUGAGCUUGGGUGAAUCAGAGAAUGGUGGUAUCCUCACUCAUAGCAAAGUAAAGAGGAGAAGAGAAUUUUUUUAGUGGGAAGAGAAAAUCAUGAGUUCAAUUUUGUACAUGCUGAGUUUAAGAUGACUAUGGGACAUUUCAGGUUGAAAUAUCUGGGAUAGUUGGAAAUUCAAGACUGGAGGUUGGGAAAAAGGUUCAGGAUGGAUGGAUACAUCUGAGAAUCAUCUUUGUGGAAGCUGACAAGCUCUUCAAGUGAAAUAGUAUAAAGAGCUUUGGAGGAAUUCCACUGAGGUACAGAUUAGACUAAUUGCUUCCAACGUUGAGGUUCUGAUCUCAUCACCUUAUCAAAUUCCACCUGCUAACACAAAUUCUAACAGUCCUUUGUCUCUUAGCUACAUCAUAGGGUCCAUCUGAGAUCCCUGAGGCUACAAUUAAGGGAUAAUGGUCUCCCUUUAUUUCCUUUUAGGAGAAAGGCUUUAUUCAUAAACUUUUAAAACCAUGGUUUUUUUUUUUUUUUUGAUGAACACAAAUAAAGUCUCUUCCCUUCUUACCUCUCUCCCUUUUAUCCUAAAAGCUUACUGUUGAUUAUGAGAAAGUCCAGGCAUAAGCACUACUCAAUUUCCAACUCCAAAUCAGCACUAUUAUUUCAAAGCCAUCUCAGCUGAGAUGUUUGCUCUCCUACCCUAACCAUUUCACCAUUCUGAAUGUCUUGAGCCAGUCCACUAAGGAUAUCUUAUUUGGAGCCCAACUCCCCUCUCUACGGUUCUAUUCAGUUCUUUCCUUUUGGAUUUAUCCCUGCAGGUUCCAAUUUAUUUAUUCCUAUAUGUAUUUAUAAUAUAUUAUUCCUAUAUAUAGCUUGUUUGUACAUAUUGUAUGUUAGCUUGUGAGCUCCUUGACAUCAGGGACUAUUUUUUCCCUUUCUCUGAACCCCCAGAGCUUAACACAUUACCUGGCACACAGCAAUCACUUAAUAAAUUCUAAUAGAAUUGUCUAAUAGAAUGGCUGUCUGCUAAGGCUUUCCUCUCUGAGUCAGACUGAGCCUCCCAACAGCUCCCUAGUGCUGUUAGAACUCAUCUCCAAAAUAACUCAUGGGUUAAGAGUGAUCCAAAACCUCUAUAAGAUAUUGAGUUCUCCAUCAAUGAAGGUGUUCAAGCAGAGGCUGGAGAUCACUUCUCAGGGCUAUUGUAGACAGGAGGUUCACAAUUAGUCGAUUAGAAUUUAUCAUGGCUGGAGAAUUGCCAUAGGGUCUUCCUGCCUCAAGUUUCUCCCCGCUCUCAUCUUCCACUCAGCUGCCAAAAUGAUCUCCCUAAAGCACAGCUCUGUCAUGUCAUUUCCCCUCUCCCACUUAUCACCCCUCCCGCCCUGCCCUUGAAUGCCUCCGGGAUAAAUCACAGGAUGCUUUCCCUCCUUUUAUUUACUCCCGGCUUCCCAAUUUCCCUACUUUUGUUUGAGUUACAUCAAUGGCAGAUAGAGGAAUUGGGUUCCAACUCCACCCCUGACGGAAGCUACUGUGUGGACUUGGGCUAGUCACUUAAGAGUGUCAGCCUUCUUUGGGUCUCAGGCUCCCCACCUAUAAAAGCAAGACUCAGGCUAGGUCAGGGGUUCUCAAAGUGUGGCCGAGGGGUUCUGGGGAGUCCUCGUGGUCAAAACACUUUUCAUAAUAAUGCUAUUUUAAUCUAUAACAUAGCAAAUAUCAACAAAACCUACACAAACAAAAAUUCUUAGCGAGCGGGAUUCUCCAUUUUUAAGAGUGGGAAGGGGUCCUGAGAACUGCUGAGCUGGAUGAUUUCUCUGGUCUCCUCCAUCUCCAAGAAUCCACCAGUUUAUUACCCACAAGUAUAGUUCUCGGUGCUUUAUGGCACGGUGACGUGGAGAGGACACAGAUCAUCCCCCUGAUUCUACAGCUAAUAAAUGAUUGUGUUUCCCCAGCAUUGUAUGGUUUACAUGAGCCUUCCUCAUGAUCUCCAUGAGGUAGGGACACAGGACAAAUAUCAUCACCCCUUUACAAAUAAGAUACUAAAGUUCAAACCAGAUGGAAGUUCCCAAAGUGCUCCACAAAUAAUCGGUUCCUCAUAACAGCUGGAAUCUUCCUCCCUUGCACUUGGUCCCCCGGGGCCGCAGGCUCUUUCACGAGGCAGCCAGCUGCUCUAAAUGACUUGACUCGACUGGACAGCUGCUAAGUGGCUGAGCCAGCCUCCAACCCAGGUCUCUCCAGCACAGAGCUGGCUCUGGAACGGCUGUAGCAGGCCAGCUGUCUCUCAGGUGUGCCCUCACACUAAUUUCUCAGCUAAUGACAUCCUGGGGCUGAAAACCUGAAAGGGCAUAAAUGUCCUCAAAGAACAGCAUUACUCCUGCACCCUGAGUGAGUGAUUUGGGAAGCCUCAUUCAAUCAAUCAACGAGCACUUCUUAAACACCCAGUAUAGGAUUAUUAGUCAAUGAUAAAACAAAGGCAAAAAUGAAAUAGUCCUUGCCCUCAAGGAGUUUACACUCCUUGGAGAGCUAAUGUGCAUGGACAUAUUUUUAUAUAUGCACAUGAACGCAUUGUGUAUAUAUGUGUGUAUGUUUUCUUUUUUAUUGUUUAUUAUUGUUUAUUUUUAAAGAGUAGAGAAAAGAAAAAUGAAAGGAAAAUAAAACAAAAAGGAGCGUCAUCGUGUGUCCAGCAGAACACCAAGAAGGAUUCAAAAUAUAUAAUAAUAAAUUACCAGUUCAAGAAAGGAAAUGUAAUAGUAAAAGAAAUUAUAGAUAUGAAUGUCCAUCUUUUCUUUGCUUCCUUGUAGCUUGUUUUGUUCUCUGCUGUGUACUUUUUUUUUACUUUAUUUUUUUUUCCCUUUCAUACCUUCCCAUCUGCCCCAAGCAAGCUAUAGUAAAGCAUCGAUAUAUUUAUAUAUGCAUAUAGAUAUAUACAUACAUACACACAUACAUUUAUAUACACAUGCAUACACAUUACACCCACCCACAGACCCACAUACAUGUACAUAUAUCUCUAUACACACAUACAUAGAGCAACGUGCAUACAUACCUACAUAUACUCACAUAUAUACACACAUGUACAUAUGUAAACAAGCCUUUGAAACAAUAUUAGUAUGGCUGAAUAUAAUGUAGAUUUCUCUCUUGAUUGAAUCUUUAAAUUUGACUUUGUCUAAGAUCAAUAAUUACUAGCCCUACUUUUUUUCUAAUAAAUUUGAGAACUGAUCCUUGUUGUAUUUACGUAUAUGUCGCUUUUCUAUCCCUGUUAACUCUUCUACUUUAAUUCUGCUCCUUAACUUGCCUAGCUAUUACUUAAACUCCCCCACCCAUGGAUCCCUCCCUUGUCUUCUGCCCUCACCCUUUGCUUCUCCCUUCAUCCAUCCCUCUCCCCUUAAUUCUUUAUAGAUUUUGGAGGGUGCUAUACUCUAUAAUAUAUAUAUAUAUAAUGUUGCUUAUUUAACCGAUGUGAGUAGGUUUUCAGAAUGACAAGCCCUCCUCCUGCCUCUAAUGCUUCUGUGUCUGUUCUUCUGCACCUCAUUUGUAUAAUAUAAUUACUAUUUUUACCUUAACUCUGCCCCAAUCUUUCUUUUGAGCUACCCAAUUGCUGAUGUCAAUCUUAAACCUAUGGUACACAUUUCCAUGGAAAAAAUAUGAACAAUUUGUCCAUGUUAAGUUCCUUGAAAAUUGAUCUUUGAGAAUGGCUCUUGGAUGUUCAAUUUUCUAUUGAGUUCAUAUGUACAUAUAUGUAUAUGUAUCUAUCUAUAUCUAUGUGCAUGUAUAUAUCUAUGUACACAAUCUGAGAAGAAGUAAAAUAUCUCCCUUCUCCCCCCACUCUCACUAGCAAGUGACUGACAUAAAAAAACCAAAUUGUUACAGGCUGGAAGGCCAUGGUAUCUUGUAAUCAGCCAAAGAUAUAUUAAAGAUCUUGUCUCUCUGA